AUGACUCCCAAUAUAUCGAAGUAUAAGAAUUAAGUUUCUACGUACCAAUCUUUUUUAUUGUGUCAAUUUUUGCAGCAAAUACGCUCGCUUCCCAAGUCAAAAACGAAAAGCACCAUGA
This is a messenger RNA of Debaryomyces tyrocola, 118 nucleotides long. Lineage: Eukaryota; Fungi; Ascomycota; Pichiomycetes; Serinales; Debaryomycetaceae. The record is from the annotation of a GenBank genome assembly.